AUGGCGUCACAAGUUCGACUUAGUAGAAAAAACACCAGAAGAGAGGAAGACGACGACGACAAGCAGAAGAGAAGAGAAGAAGAAGAAGUGAAUCUCAAUUUGAUAGCUGCAGAGCCGAGACGGAGAACAAGCACUCCGAAGAAAGCCACGGGCCUGAACCCUGAGUCGCCGACGACCGCUCGCCCGCUGGACUUUGACGACGAGCCGCAGGAGACGGGCCUGACAUCCGCCAACACCGCCAGCCGAUCGUCCUCGCAGCUCAACCUGGCCGCGAACAUGCAGAACCAGAGCCAGAGCCAGGGACAGCCACGAGCACCGAAUCCGUACCAGAGGAUAAUAGACGACCUCAAGGAGGCGUUCCCCAACAUCGACGCGCCUGUGAUAAAAGCGGUGGUGGUAGCGAGUGAUGGAAACGUCGAGCGGGCAUUCAAUGCAUUGCUGGUGGUGCGCGCAGGCAUGUCUGAUCCGGAUGCACAGGAGGAAGUACGGCCGGCGGUGCCCCCUCGACCGAGCGCUGGCGGGGUAGCUACGUCGACGACGCAGAGCCAGCUGGAGGACGACGAACGGUAUGCGCGCCAGCUGGCCGAGCACUACAGUGGCGCGGACCAGAGACGAGGGUACCAGCAGCAGCCGUCGUCGUCGAUAUGGGACCACGGCCCGGCGUCGGGGCAGAGGGGCCAGGGGCUGAAGCCGAACGAGCUCUACGAUAAGGAACACAGCUUCCUUGACGACGACCUGCCGAUUAUCAAGGAGAAUAUCCGCAAGGGGUUCCUGGAGACGCAGUCGCGGGUGAACAGCUGGGUGGAGAACUUCAAGAGACGGCUUGACGGGGAGGAGUCUGACGAGGACGCGCAGUACGGCCACAGCCAGAGACAGUAUGGGCAGAGACAGCAGCAGCAGCAGCAUCAGCAGCAGUACGGCUAUCCGAACCGCCGCAGCGUGGACCGCGAGAGAUACGAUGCCGAUCCGCAUGUCCUGGGCGACGACUUUUCCUCUCUUGAGCUACGAGACAACGAGGUGCCUCCGCCUCGGCCUCCACGCCCGCAGGCCAACCCGGACCUGUUCAAGAGCAAGAGCGCCUCUGCCUCGCCCGACCGACGCAAGGUAUCCUUCCAGGAGGGCCCGCCCGAAGAGAUCCAGGACUCGUUCUCUGCCAACGCCAGCAGCAACAUCAACAACAACAACAAUAACAACAACACCAGCGGCACCUCCAACAAUAACGCGAAUGCCAGUGCCGGCACCCGCAGCACGGCCAACAAGUCGAGCAAGUGGCAGCCGCUGUCGACCGUGGAGCCGUCUCCCGUGGCAGACAACGACCCGUUCAGCCUGGGAGACAGCGAUGACGAGCGGGAGAGCAAGGCAAAGGAGGUCAAGGGCGAGGAUGCUGCGAAGAAGGCCGAGAAGACGAGUACAUAG
Molecule: messenger RNA, 1416 nt
Organism: Trichophyton benhamiae CBS 112371
Lineage: Eukaryota; Fungi; Ascomycota; Eurotiomycetes; Onygenales; Arthrodermataceae
Exons: 5
Coding region: 1-1416 (471 amino acids)
Biological process (GO): ubiquitin-dependent protein catabolic process
Cellular component (GO): cytoplasm
Molecular function (GO): ubiquitin binding; ubiquitin conjugating enzyme binding
Source: RefSeq, a predicted model, not a curated record